Molecule: messenger RNA, 16021 nt
Organism: Acanthaster planci (crown-of-thorns starfish)
Lineage: Eukaryota; Metazoa; Echinodermata; Asteroidea; Valvatida; Acanthasteridae
Biological process (GO): lipid transport
Molecular function (GO): lipid carrier activity
Source: RefSeq, a predicted model, not a curated record
UUAUGCAAGGGCUCAAAUCCUCCCUGGCAGCUGUGAUAUACUGUGGAGGCACUGAUUUGGAAACCCCUCUGAAACCCACUCCCACUCCAAGAGCUGUCGCAAUCAUUCACGGGGGGUCGAGAUAACGGAGUAUAUAAAGCGCGCUCUGGUUGAUUGCUGCUAAUUUCCACCGAGAUCGUCUUGUUGUUUGGAGCCACAAGAUGAGAUUCUGCGUACUUCUCCUUACGGUGACCAGCGCCUUGGCCUGGCCCGUGGCUUGGAGGGGCGACGAACAGCAAUGCCCUCCAAUGAGUGACAGGCUGUUCGAGUCUGGCUUCAGCUACCUCCUCAAAUAUGACACCUCGGUGACCACCCUGAUUAACGGCACCAGCGAUGAAGUGACCGGUAUGACCAUCGACUGUGAUGUCACAAUCGAGGCACACUCGGACUGCAUGCUGGUCUUAAAAACUGAGAAAUGUAACCUCAAGAACACGGACCGACAGCGCCUGACCAAUAACCGGGAGUUCUCCCAGGCGAUGAGCGAGCACGAGUUGGUGCUGAGAAUGGACAAUGGCCGGCUGGUCGAGAUGUAUGCCCACGAGGAUGAGCCCAUCCACAUCUUGAACAUCAAGAGGGGCAUUGUCAGCACCUUGCAGCAUGACCUGAGGGAGGAGGAGAUCGUCUCUGAGACCACCGUCAACGGAAACUGCACGGCCAAACGCACUGUGACCGACCGCUCUAAGUUGGGACGCAUGCAGAAACUCUCCAUUUCCACCGACCUGAACAACUGCAGCCGACCGCAGCAGAGGGCCGUUACUAUGUCUCCUACCUCUUUCCUCACUAGCAUGCAAAUUGCUGACAAGUUCAUCAACUCAACCAGAAUGUGUACCUAUGAGCUGCGUGAGGACAACAUCAAAAAGGUUAACUGCACGGAAAGCCAUAUCUUCAAUCCGUUCAGCUAUGAUGGGCAGCGCGGCAUCAUGUCUGUUAUCAAACAGGACCUCAAGUACAAGGAUACCUUCAAGAUGAAUGCCAUCUUGAAACUGAAGGAUUCCAUGGUCAAGAAGAACCUGACGUACGAAUUCGAGGAGCAGCCAGAGUCCGCCUCGGAGAGCGCAGCUCACACCCGUGACAUCCUGGACAGGCUCGUUCGUGGAUCCCUCGAUGAGGUUCAGUUUGAUUCGGCCCGCCUCUUUGGAGAGUUCGUGGUCAACAUCCGCACCCUGAACUACCCAGCCCUGAAGGAGAUGUUUGACAAUGUCAGGAUCCUAGAUGUUGAGCUUGCCAAGACCUACAUGUAUGAUGCUCUCCUGCAGUGCGGUAGCAUCCCUUGCUUCAAAGUGAUGAACGAUCUCAUCAUCGACGAGACUGUCCCCGCACCCAUCUCGGAUGCCAUCAUGUACAUCAUGGCCUUCCGCCAGUUCCCACCACUGACACUGAUUGAGGAGAGCUUGCGCGUUGCCCAGACCCACAAGAGACAGUCGGUCCUCCUACCUCUCAGCAUCAUGGUCCACAACUACUACAUCCAGCAAGAGGCCGAGCUGAGAGAUGCCCGCAAGCUUCCCGAUCCCUUGAAAGAGUCCAUCCGUCUGGUGCGCGACAUGCUCCUCACGGACUGCUCUGUUCCAGAGGACAUCCAAGGAGAGGAGAAAAUCGAACAGAACCGCCGCAUUCUUUUGGCCCUGAAGAGCAUUGGCAACAUGGGUGAGGCCGUCCAGAAGUUUGACCACGAUGAGUUCUUCACCUCGGAGCAGAUCGUGCCUCGCCUGAAGGACUGCAUUGCCCGCAAGGACCUGCACCACAACAUUACCAUGGCUGCCAUCCAGGCAUUCCGUCGCUUCAACAUCCCAAGCACUGACGAGAAGAGGGUCCGCACUGCCCUGAAGGACGUACUGGCCGAUUCCUCAAGGGCUGUCCAUGUCCGAAUUGCUUCCUACCUGAUGGUCAUGCGCAGUCACCCCUCUGUGGCUGACCUGGAGUUCAUCAUUGACAUCAUGCUAAAUGAGCCCCUCAUGCAAGUCAAGGCCUUCGUCUUCUCUCACAUUGAGAAUGUCAUGGAGUCUGAAGAGCCUCUGAUUCAAGACCUGAAGAUGAAGUUCACUGCUGCCAUGGGCAACCGCCAACUCCCAGAAUACCCGAAGGACCCACUGCGCUACUCGCGCAACAUUGAGAAGUCCAAGGCUGUCAAUGUGCCCUACUUCAACAAGACCCUGGCUACCCAGAUUGAAUCCAAUGUCAUCUUUAAACCGGAGCACUACCUGCCUCAUCACGUCAUGCUGAACACCACCAUCAACGUUCUUGGACAGAGCUGGAACCUGUUUGAGACUGGUGUUGAGAUGCAGGGAUUUGAGCCAGCUUUAGAGGCCAUCUUCGGCCCCAUGGGCUACUACCCGGAUGACGUCCUGGGCAGCCUCUUCAAGCAGAUGGACACUAGGAUCCUGGCCAAGAUGAAGGAUGCCUACACCUUCCUGUUGGAGGAAGCCAAGGUCCAGAUCGAGGAGCUGCGGAACACUCCCUGGUCCGAACUGGAUGAACUCCUCAUGGCCAAGCUGAGGGAUGCCAAGCAGGCCAUCUUGGACAAGUUCAACCUCACCCGCCCAGCUGAGACAACACCAACAGAAAGCCCCAUGGCCGAGCACAUGAAUGAGGUGCUCCGACAGGCCCUCCCUGUUGAGUUUGAGGACAAGCUGAACAGAAUCCACAGCAUGAUUCCCCAGGGAUCCAACAUGCCUCAUGCCUCCAUCUAUAUCAAGAUGCUCGGCAAUGAGCUGGGCUACGUCAGCCUGGACAACAUCAAGUCCAUCAUCCCGAAGCUCAACUUUAGCAUCGAAAACAUCAAGACUGUCGCCAAGAAUUACGCACAGGAGUUGAUGGAGAAGGUUGCUCAGGGAGUGGAGAAGAACAUCACCAAGAGCUUCAUCUUUUUGGAGCGUGACUACAUCAUCCCCACCAGCUCUGGUCUGCCUCUCAACUGCACUGUCAAUGGAACUGCCGUGCUCAGCCUGCGCAUGCGUGCAGCCCUGGGCAUGGAGCCCAUGACAAUGAGGGCCUACGCCUCUGGUAGGAUCAACCCAAGUGCCUCGGUAGAGGUUGUUGGUACCAUGGGAGUCAACGUACCCAUCCUGGGUCAGGCCGCCGUCAUGGCCAAUGCCACCACGUAUCACGCCUCCCACAUCGAGGGCAACGUCACGCUCAAUGGUGCCCACCUCAAGCUGAACCUGAACAACACGGACAGGCCCAUGAACCUCCUCAAUUUCUCCACCAACUUCUUCCUGAUCAAGCCGGAUGGUCAGAUCCAGUGGAUCCCAGGGGUUGAACAGGACCGUGUUGAGGUCCAGAAGUGCCUCAAUGUCACUAAGAAGGUUCUGGGCGUUGAUCUCUGUGUCUCUUGGGCCUACCCCAAUGCCAGCUAUGUCAACAUGGCCCCUCGGUUCCCUAUCACUGGCCCAUCCAGCUUCAACAUCACUCUGGAUAACACUGACAAGGCCCUGAAGACAUAUACCUUGGAAUUCCUGUACAAGAUGAUCAAGAAGGGAGGCAGCCCCGCCAAGAAGACGCUGAGCAUGAUUGCCAAGAAGAAGCCCAGCCAGCAGCCAGCUGAGAUCACCGAUGUCAUCUUGGUCAAUUUCACCGCCCCAGGUGCUGAGCUGCGGAGAGAGAUCUCCUCCCUCUUCACCUUCAACCGUGCCAAGUUGGAGGCCAAGUGGAACUUCUCCAUCCCAGAGCUACAAACCUAUGUCUUUGCUGGCCUGCUCAACCUCACGGACCCCAGCACCUCGACCUCCGGCUUCCACCUGGUCGCCAACGCCACUGCCGGGCCAAAGUACACCGCAUCUGUCUCCACCACCCUCAAGAACGUGACCACCCUGGAGAAGACCAACUACACAGCCGUGUUCAAUGCCUCGGUGAUGAACCUGCACUUUGCCAAUGUGGCACAGUACGUUGGCAUGGCUAACAACUGGAGAGCGAGUGCCACCAACUACUACUACUGGGAUGAUGAGACACCGCUGUACAGGCAGAUCCUCUUCCCCUUCUACAACUACAGCAUCAACCAUGAGAAGUACCGCCAGAACACUCUGCUGAUCGAGUCCAACAAGCAGGUGCUGGGCCCCGAAAACCGUAUCUGGGACUCACGGGUGCUGCUGAGUGCCUUUGAGCAGAACCUGACGGCAACGAGCCACAUUGACCAUAUCGAUGGUAACUACAACAAUGACAUGGAACUCAAGUUCACCAAUAACAAAGUGAAUUUCUCUAUUUUGAACUCCACGAUGUCCAUCGUGAACAGCGUCUUGGACAGUACCCACACCAAGACCGACUUCAAGGUCUCUCUGAGCCGUCACAACAGGGCCCUUGUCUAUGACCACCUGAUGAUCUUCAGUCCAAAGGAGCUGAACACCACUGUUACCAUGGGCUAUGAAAUCACCGAGAAGGUCCUGAGGCCGAGCUUUGAGAUCUACAAGGGCUGGUCCUUCAUGAGUCUGUAUGGUGACAAGGCCUACAUAAAUGAGAAGACCUCCUACAAUGUCUCCACCGAGCUGUGCCUCCGCAACGAGACCCUGGACAGCGAAGAGCCCACGCCCGCCGUCUACAUGGCCUACUUGAACGUCAGCCUACCUCGCCCCUACAACGAGGAGCGACUGACUUUCAGCGUGAGCGGACGUGUGGCCAAUGAGACUUCCCUGGUUGAUAACUACUUCAGCUACUGGAGCCAGUUCAACACUACCGUCCCAUCUCUCAAGUUCAAAACAACAACCCAAGGUGCAAUCCUGAGUUCCGAGAAGGACUUCAUCCUUCACCUGAACGACACCACGAUGACUAUGGAUGAGAGGCCCUUACUGAUCUUGGACUCAGAUCUUGUCAGCAACAUUGACGAAGGAAACUACUAUGCCUUCCGCAUUCUGACCCCAGUCUACAACUACACCUUCAACGUCACCCUCUUCAAGGAUGAGGAGAAGGGUUGGGUACUGGGCUACAAUUCCACCCACAACAACACGUACAUUGACCUGCUGAACAUAACCCAGACUGCUAACAUGACCUUCAGCCGCGAUGCCAUGUCCCUGAAUGCCAUGUUCUAUCACCCAUGGCUCCAAGCCACCACAACCAACAUCUUGACUCCCGGCGGCCCUAUCAAGCGAUUCCAGCCCGUGCACAUCAAGGAGUUUGCCCUAGAGAUCUACGAAAGGACCAAAGAGCUCAACUGGGAGCGGCUGCAAGAGAUGACGGAGGAGCUUGUGCAGAGAGUUCGUGACUCUCGCCUGGAGAUGAUCAACAUAGUCCGUGCUAAGACACCCAAACUCGCCAACAUGACCCUGGACAACUCCUUCAUCAUUGAUGGCAGCAUCAUGCAGAGCAUCUUUGAGAUGGAGGUCAACCGCACCAUGUGCGGAUCCGGUGUGCGGUUGAACACAUCUGCCCUGCUGAAUGAGGAGGGUUGGAGGAGCGGUCUCACUUACCUGGUCAAGGGCCGUCGUCUCCCAGAUGUGUCUGGUAACCACACUGUCAGCAUCCUCAAGGUUGAUCCAAGCAACCUGGGGGUAGAUGUCCAGAACGACUUCUUGUUUGGCUCCCGCUUUGCCAACCUCACUGUCAAUGGCGACUUCAAGAUCACCCAGAUGAACCGACCCUGGAAAUUUGAAGCCAUCUCUGGUGGGUUGAAGCAUAACCUCAGCUCCCCACUGAUAAAUUCCUCCAUGGAUUCUGGUGUUAAUUUUGACCGCUUUGUCAAUUUGACCAACUUUAAUGCCAUUGAAUCUUUCUUGGUGCACAAUGUCACCUCCAAGUGGGCCAACUCAUCUCUGGUGACUGGCAUCAAGUUUGAUGACUUCCGGUCUCUCUUCAAUUUCAAUGAUAUCACCACUGGGCUGACUCACAGCUUCAACUCAACUUUGACCAACAUGACCACCGCUAUUGACUUCAACCUGAAAAAUGUCCGUUCACUGUUUGAGUUUGAGCGUCUUGAUGCUGGGGCUAGGUACAACAUGACCUCUCGUUGGUCAAACAUCUCCACUGGGGCUGUCUACGUCAUGGACAGAUUCCGCUCUCCCCUUGACUUCAACCUCGUGGAAGGUAAAGUCCACCACAAUAUCACGUCUCCAUGGUCUGAGAUGACCACUGAUGGUCUUCUUCAGUUCAGCAACUUCCGUUCUUUGUUCGACUUUGACGGCAUCCAUGCCUCUGGGGAGAACAAGAUGAGUUCCUUCCUGGCCAACUGGACCAAUGAUGCUGUUGUCGACUUAACAACCUUCCGCUCCCUCUUUGACUUUGACCGCAUCAUUUUGAGAGCUGGUAACCGCAUGAACACCACCUUGAUCAAUUCAACCAAUGUUGGUCGCAUGGAGGUAAAUGGAGGUCACUCUCUUUUCAACUUUGAUGAGAUAAGAUCCUCCUUGAUGCACAACACAAACACUACUUGGGGCAACUGGUCAGCUGGAGUUGGGAUGGACCUCAUCCGCUUCGAGUCUCUCUUCAAGUUUGAAGAUGCUGUGUUUGGAGCUAAGCACGACAUGACCUCCCGUUGGUACAACACCACCACCGAGUCAGAGCUGACUUUCCAUCAAAUGCACUCUCCAUUUAACUUCCAGAAGGUGAUGGCAGUCAUGGAGCACAACACCAACACUUCUCUGGGCAACUGGACAACAUACUCCGGCAUCUCGCUGAAUGAGUUUGAUUCUAUCUUCCACUUCAAGAGCAUCGAUGCUGCUGUUGGCCACAAGAUCGACUCUCGAUAUGUCAACUCGACCAUUGACUACAGCAUGAUCCUUGAUGAUUUCAGGUCCCUCGCUGAGUUCGGCAGUGCCAACAGUGGAUUCUCUACUAUUCUCAACACGAAGUGGGGCAACAUGACCACGAACUCUGGUCUUCAACUGGCCGAGUUCCGUUCCUUGAUGGACUUUGACAGGAUCACAGCCUUCUUCCACACCUACGUCAACACCAGCAUCCUGAAUGCCACCCAUGUCUUUGACAAUGAGAUCAGUAACUCCAGAGGUCUGUUUAGCUUCGAACGGGCUACCAGCAAGAUAGCCACAAAUGUAAGCAGCAUUCUGGGACUUAUGGAGCUGUACAAUGGCAUCUCACUGGACAACUUUGAGAGUCUCAUCAGGUUUGACAAGAUCAACCACACUCUUUCUGCAAAUGUGACAUCCCGUUACAUUAAUGCCACCACCUUGAGUAAGCUGAUACUCCAGAACUCCUUUGGCAUCUUCAACUUUGAAAAGUUUAAAUACCGUGGAAACUCCAAGAUCCAGUCCCGCUUCAUGAAUAUUACUGAAAAUAGGCACAUAAAGCUCAACAACUUUUCAUCUCUGAGGAGGUUCAAGUCUGCCUCUUUUGAGAUGCAAUCCAAUUUCACAACCCCGUUCACUGGUAUGAAUGCAACGCAGUUCUACAGUCUUUACAACAUGCGUGACAUCUUGAGCUUUGAGAAGGCCAAUGCCACCAUAAUCUACGAAGGUGAGGGACCACUUGGGCAGCUUAAAUUGAAGCACGACCAGGUGAUCGAGAACAUGUCUGGUCUCUUUCAAGUGGAAUUCACCAACCUGAUCCAGGAAGCCAACCUGACUUCUCGCCUAUUUAAUCUGACCGCAAACCACUCUCAGGUGACAGAACAGAUGAACAGCCUGUUCUACUUUGAGCGUAUCAAUGGCAGUGUCAGCUACAACCUGAGCACCCCACUUGGACACCUGAAGGCCUAUGCAAGCUCAGAUCUAAAAGAUUUCAGGAAGAUGUUCAAAUUCCGCCUGGUCAAUCACACUGGCCUCCUCAAUUUCACCAGCCAGUACGCGAACCUGACCCAGAUUAGCAACCUUGAGUUCAAAGAUUUCCGAAGCCUGUUCAAUUUCCAUCUAAUCAAUGGCAGCACCUCUGCUAACUUCUCUUCUCCAGUUGGGCAGGUGGCCACCACUUCUGCUGCUGAAUUUAGCGACUUCACAAACCUCUAUGAGUUCGUCCUUGUCCGUGUUAACAACACCUUCAAUGUCUCCAGUGCUCUGCUAAAUGUCACCAGCCUACAAGGCAUGGAGAUGAACAACUUCAGGAAGAUGUUCUCCUUUGAGAGAGUCAAUGCAUCCAGCCGGGUCAAUGUCAGUUCACCUCUGGUGGUUGUCAGCAACGUUGCUGAGAUUGGAUUCCACAACUUCCUCAGCUUGUUCAACUUUGAGCGUAUCAACUUCACCAACAGUGCCAAUGCAAGCAGCAGGUAUGUGAACGGCACCAGCCUGACAGAUGUUGAGCUCAACACCUUCACCAGUAUCUUGACCUUCGAGCGCAUCAUUGCCACCACCAACAACAACCUUAGCACUCCUUUCUUCAACUCCACUGGCUUGGCUGGUAUUGAGAUGCACAACUUUUCAAGCCUGUUCAAUUUCUCUCGCGUCAACGCCAGUGUCCUGGCAGCGCUGAAGAGCAGGUUUGUGAACUCAUCUGGUGAGGCCGCCAUCGAGUUCCACAACUCCUCCAAGCUGUUCUCCUUUGAGCGAAUCAAUGCAACUGCCAAGGCUAACAUCAGCACACCCAUAAUCAACACCACAGCCAUGGCAUACAUUGGCUUCCACAACUUCAGCAGUCUCGUGAAUUUCUCUCGCAUCAACUCCACCAUCGAAGCCAACGUGACUAGCCGAUUUGCUAACCUUACCACAAGCGGAAGCAUAGAUCUGAAGAACAUGACUGGCAUGAACCAGUAUGAGCUCCUCAAUGGCACCACCCGAGCAAACUUCACUAGCAAACUGUUCAACAUGACAGCUGCCACCAACAUGGAGAUCAGCAACAUGACUGGCUUUGCUCGCUUCCUGCGAUUUAUCAGCAAUGUCAGCCUGAACGUGACAAACAAGCUAGCCAACUUGACCACUGUGCUCAACUCUGAAGUCAACAACAUGACAGGUGUGAUGAUGUAUGACCGCAUGUUGGGAAAUGUCAGCCUCAACUUCACCAGCAAAUUGGCCAACCUGAGUGCAGGCACAGGCAUGGAGGUGAACAACAUGACCGGAUUGAUGGUGUACAACAGAAUCUUCACCAAUGCCAGCUUGAACUUCACAAGCUGUCUAGCCAAGCUCAACGGCAGUGUGAACAUGGAGAUCAACAACAUGACAGGCUUCAGCAGAUUCCAGCACAUCAUUGCAAAUGCCAGCCUCAAUGUGACGAGCCGAUUUGCCAAUUUGACAACUGGUGGCAAAAUACUCAUCCGCAACAUGAGUGGAGUGGGGCAGUUUGACCACAUCAUGGGAAAUGUCAGUCUGAAUUUCACCAGCAGGCUGGCUAACGUGUCCACCCUCCACACUAUUGAGAUGGAAAAUUUCACCUCUCUCAUCACUUUCAAGAAAAUAAAUGGCACGAGCCAGCUCAAUGUGAGCAGCCUGAUUGGUGAUGCCAUCAUAAAGGGAGGCAUUGAAGCUCAUAACAUUACUACCUUGUUGAGCUUUGACCGCAUCAAUGGUAGCCUGUCCGCAAAUGCCGACAGCCUUGUCGCCAACUUGAAUGCCUACGGAGAGUUUGGUCUACAUGGAUUCACUAACCUGACCCACUUUGACAGGGCCAAUGCCAGCCUCGUCUGGAAUCUGGUCUCUGACUACUUUGCUGCCGGUCAGAAUUCCUCCAUUACCCUGAACCAGUUCCGCGGGCUGCGUGCUUUCAACAGCAUCCUAGGUAACACCUGGAUAUACCUAAACUCCAACAUAUACAGCGGUGGCAUCCGCACCAUCCUGGAUGUGGACAAUGCGCUGAACUUCUUCCAAGAAGCAGAGAUGUUCUCUGACCUCAUCUUCUAUGGAGACCUGUAUCAGUUCAUCCUCAGGCAGUCCUCCAACAAUGAGCACCUGUUGUUCAAUGUGACCAUCCCAUCCCGUGGUUCCCUCUGCCUAGACAACUACCUCAAUGCAUUCGGUGAUGAGUUCAUCAUGACUAUCUUCCACCAGACCGAGGAUGUUAAAACUGUUGACCUGAGUUGGCUUCUGAAACUGAACAACACUGGAGUGAUUUACAGCAAUGUCAGCUGGAAUCCAGAGACUGUCCAAGUCAUCAAAGAGUUCACUGAGAACGUCUACCUCGAUCUUCUGCAGAUAGCCCGUAACGUCAAUGAAUCCACCCAGAUCUACCUUGAAAAGGCUCUCAACCAGACCUAUGAAAUCCUCAACCAGACCCUUGAUAUUGCAAACAUUAUGUUCCGUCUCCUCAACUACACUUACUACCACCCACGUGAAGCCUACGAGACUUUCCGUGAGAGGGAGGAAGUUCAGAAGUUGGAGGAGAAGAUGAGGAAUUCCAUCCAGAAAAUUGAGGACUACCUCCAGGAAGUGAAUGACACCAUCCGAAACAUCAUCAACAGGAUGGACUUCACCACAAUUGAAACCACCAUUAUGACCUUCAAGUCUUUGGAAGAGGUUCACCGGUUCCAGAGGAGACUGAGGGAGGUUUACAACAACUACCGUGAGGCAUUCAACAAUUACAUGGAGAGAGCCCUUGCUAAGGUUGAUAACAUAGUUGAUGAGGUAAUUGCGAUAUCCAAAGAUCCAGAAAACCCUAUUAAUCUUGUGCUCCUGGACUGUCUAGAUAUGACCAUGUAUGAUAUGAGCAUCAUGAGCCUUGAGUACCGUGACCUUUUGUAUGAAAGAUCACUGGUUCUAAGCCGCCUGGUUAAAAAUGUCACUCUAUACUCUGCCGAAUGGGCCCUUAAUAACACAAAGAACUUCACUGAAUGGGCUGUCUACCAAGCUGGUAACUACACUCUCCUAGUAUACAACAGCACAGUCAACUUCUCAAAGUGUGCGCUAGAAUAUGCUUUCAACUACACUGACAUAAUCGCCAAUUACUCUCUGAUUGCCCUUGAUUAUGCCAACUACAUCAAGGACUGGGCCGUCAACCAGACGGAACUAAUCAUGGACGUAAGCAGGCCAUAUGUCAUCUGGAUGAUCGAAUACAGCGAACCUUACAGAGUCAGCGCCGUGCAGUAUGCUAAACAGCUUGCCCUAGAAACCGGCAGGAAGGUGGUCAUUGUCUUUAGGGAGACUGUUAAGCUGGGCAACAUUUCCAUCAAAUACGCUGAGACUGGUCUCAAAAUGGGCAAGCAGUAUAUCACUGACAUAUCUCUCUAUCUGGAAACAAUCAGCAAGGAUCCCGAGCACAUCAUCAACAGGGUGCUCAUGGAUUAUUUCACUAACAGACCCCUCUAUGAAAUUGCAGCAGAGCAUUACAACGUCAUCUACACUUCUGCUGAAGGGUGGUACUUGAGGACCAAACAGCUGUACGAUGAUUACUAUGACAGGUUUGAGGAAGUGUAUCGCAGAUACUACUCCAGAGUUGAGGAUAUCUACAGUGACUACUACCUGAAGUUGGAGGAGUUCGUCCUGGAGACUAUGAACAAACUGGAAACCUUCAGCAUGGACGAAGAUCAUGUUGUCAACACCUAUCUGCGCAAAUACCUUGACAGGAACCUGUAUGAGGUUUAUGUAUUGGCUGAGACUAAAAUGGUUUCCCUGAAGACAGAAGCCCUGGCUAUGAAAACUGAGUUUCUGCAGUGGUUGAGGAGGGUUCGCACACAGCCUCUGGAAGUGACCAGGGAGGAGGUCAAACUGUUCUUCGAAGAGAAAUAUGAGGAGGUCAAGCUCCUGAUUGAGGAAUUCAUGGCAAGUGAAGAUGUAGUGAAAGCCUUGGAGAAGGUCAAGAUAUCUUUGCGUUGGCUGAACCAGACCCGUUUCCAGCCCAUAGAGGAGACAAUCGAGGAGGUGAAGGUCUUCAUGGGAGAGACACGUGAGCUAGUACUCAACCUCACUGAGGAGCUCAAGCAGAGUGAAGUAUAUGGGCAGAUUGUGGAAAUGGUGAGCAACUUCAUGGAUCGAGAAGAUGUCAGCAGGGCCCUGGAUGUUAUCAAGAAAACCCUGCAGUGGGCCAACCAGACCCGCUUCCAGCCCCUUGACGACACGAUUGAGCAAGCCAAAUUCGUCCUGGAAGAGAAUUACAACAUUGUCAAGGGAAUGAUUCUCACCUUCCCUGUUGAAUCCAAUGUCCGGAAGGUAGUUGAGAUUAUCAAGAUCUGGGCCAAUGACACUGAAGUACUUCUGGUCCGCACCUACAACAUCACCAAAGAGACCUACUACCUUCUCAAGGACCUUGCUGAGGAGAACUACCUCCUUGUCAAGGAGUACACUCUUGAGCAGUGGCACUACCUGAAGGAGGAGACCCCUUAUGUGGAGAAGGCCAAGGAACUCCUUGAGAAGACAAGGGUGUUUGUUGAGGACAAGAUUAGUAUCACCAAGGAGUAUGCUGGGCUUGUGAAAAAUUUCACAGUCAAUGUGGCCAAGGAUGCCAUCACCUAUGUCAAUGGCACCAUGGCAGGUUGGAUCUACCGUUACUAUGAGCUUGACCAGCUGCCAUUCCGUGCCUUUGACCGGUACAUGGUAUUUGUCUAUGACACUCCAGAAAUGGUCGGGUACAUCGUGCGUAUUGUGGUUGAAGAGAUCCCGUUCAUCGUAGACAGCAGCCUGAUGGUCAUAGACAAUGGCUUGAACACCGUGGGCCGAGUGGGCAAGCACAGCUAUGCCAUGAACAUUAGCCACCCAAUUGUGUGGGCCAGCUUCCGCCAGAUGCCCACCUUGACCGAGGAGCAGUGGCGUAUCAUCAAUGAGACCGCAUACCUGAUUGACAGCAACAUCAUCGAGCCAUCCAUCAUCAAGAUCAAGGAGUGGCUUCAAAUUGCAAAUAAGACACAGAAGGAGAUCCGCAUCUACAUCCAGGAGGUGUAUGAAGUCAACAAACCAAUUGUAGAGAGGCGUCUUGAGGAGCUGAAGCAGAAGAUCCUGGAGCUGAAGCACAACAUCACCGAAGAGUACAAGAAGCUGCCAACCCUGGAGCAGCUCAGGGACUUUGACCAGCUGGCUGAGAAGUACCCCGUCCUCCUGGAGAUCAAGGCCAACCUGACGGAGCUGAAGAACAAGAUCGAGGAGCGGAUCCCAACCAUGGAGGAGCUGCGGGGCAACUGGACCCAGCUAUGGGAAACCAUCAGGAGCUACAUCCCCACCCUGGAGGAGGUCCAAGGCAACUUGACCAUUCUGCAGCAGAAGAUCGAGGAGGGAUGGACAGUGCUGAGAGAUGACGUGGAGGACAAGUGGACCCUGUGGGAGGGCUAUAUCCAGGGCAACUACACCUUACUAAAGGACACCAUCACCGAGAAGUACCCCAUCUGGAAGGAGAACACCAUUGAGUUCCUGACAAAUGUUACCGAUAAGGUGCAAGAGAUCUAUGAACUUGUAUUGACUGAAUACCCCAAUGCUCGUGAGCAUGCCAUGCGCUUCAUUGAGUACAUGAAGAACAAGACGAUGGAGCUUCGUGACGACAUCCCCAUCCUCUUCGAGAAGACCAAAGAACUGGCUUGGGAGUACUACGACUUUGUCCUUGCCCAGUACCCAUUGUAUCUUGAGAAGAUCAAUGUCACCGCUCAAGAAUGGAUUGAGUACAUCCGCGAGCAGUACCCGAUUUACAUGGAGAAAGCUAAUGAGCUCAUCCAGGAAUGGAUCGGCUUUGUUGAGGAGAGGUACCCUACCUAUGUGCAGAAACUGAGGGACUGGGUUGAGGAAAUCCGCAACAUGAUCGAGACUGAGUAUCCUCAGUACCGUGAGAAGAUCGAACAAGGUAUUGAGAAGAUCAAGGACUUCUUUGAGUACCUGAAACGCCUUCCUAGGCUGAUCCCCUCAGACAAGAUUUUGGCUCUGAGAUACUACCGCCCAUUCAGUUCUGAGGCUAUUGCCAUGAUAUUUGAAGAUCUCCACAUUUUGACCUUCGACCACCACCUGUAUGAGCAUCCUGGCUACAUUGAUCCUGAAUGCACGUACGUCCUGGCCACUGACUACAUCGAUAACAACUUCACCUUGUUCCGCAACCAGUACAACAUGUUCCUGGCCCUCAAGGGAGACCACGUAAAGAUUGGACGAAACAACGAUGUCUACUUCAAUGGUGAGGUCCUUCCAAAGAACAUCCCCUUCCUGUCAAAGGACAAGACGCUGAAGGUUGUGUACGACUUGCCAUGGGUAAAUGUUACCUCCAUGUAUGGUAUUAAGGUCUCCUGCAACUCAGAGCGCCCUCUCUGUACCAUCUCCCUCAGCUCGUGGUACCACGGCAAGACCCGUGGCCUCCUGGGCAACCUGGACCGCGAGGCCCGGACCGACCGCAUCAAGCCCAAUGGGGAGAAUGCCACCGACCUGGUCGACUUUAUCAAUGCAUACGAGACCACCGACCGUAGUCAAUGCCAGAUCAGCCGCUUCAACUACCCAGUCCACAACAUCCUGGGCUGCAACGAGGAGAACCGCAACAUCCUGACGGAGCAGUGCACUGAGUUCUUUGACAAUGUCAACUCACCGCUGCAGCCAGCGUUUGAGAAGCUCAGCCCCACGGAAUGGAGAAACGAAUGCAUCAACCACGCAGAAGAGUGCCAUGAUAUCUGUGCACUGACUUUUGGUUAUGUCUCGCUUGCUCGCUCCAAGGACAUUGGCAUCAUUGAUCCUUGUGAGCAAUGCGAUGACCGCCCAAGGAACUCCGUGUGGAUUGAGAACAAGAUCAUCUACGGCGCCGACAUCAUAUUCACGGUCUCCGAAAACAUGCGCUUCCGUGGCCAGGAGUUUCUGAACAACCUGAAGGUCCUACUUUCUAACCUGGAGAGCACCCUGAUUGGGUCCCCGAUGACCAAUAACCGCUAUGGCCUGGCAGCUUAUGGUGGCAUUGAUGUCCAUGAGGGGGCCCACAGCCACUCUAUCCAUGGCCAGCUGAUCAACACAGCUGCCAGGAUGCCUGAGGGCCUGGACGGCCUGGAGUUCAACGGCACCUACCCAACAGAUGCCUUUGAUGCCAUCAAGCUGGCUUCUGACUACAAGUUCCGCCCAGGAGCUGCCAAGGUCAUCAUUCUCAUCGCUGAGAGCGAGCGCUUGUACGAGGACUCCAAGUACAACUUGACAAGUAUCCAGGAGUUCCUGACCCGCCGCGGCAUCACGCUGUACGUCGUCUCCAACUACGAGUCCCUGCAGAAGUCCUACUCAGGCGCACCAGUGGGAAUCCGGUAUGACAAAACCAUCAUCUCCACCAAGAAGAGCAAGGACGCCAAGAUCACUAAGUUCCUGGACAUCCCCAGCGGCAACUAUGCCAAGCUGGCUAUCGCCACACGCGGUUCCAUCUUCCGCCUGGACAUGCUGAUGGAUGGAGACAAAGCCCUGAUGACGACGCUCCCAAAGAUCGUCCGCAACGAUGCCAAUCCGAUUAUGGCCGGAGAGGUGGAGCGCGAGUGUACGUGCCUCAUCAACCAGUACGGUUUGGCGAGGGUCGAGUGCCGGAACAUCUGGAACUAAACUCAACUUCACACAAAAGUAACCUCUGAACCUUACCAACAACCAGUGUAAAAAUGAAGGGUUUCUGCAAUUAAGAGUUAAGAACAGGUGCUGCAUAGAAAAAGAACAUUUGUAGUUACACAAAGAUGUGGGCAUCAGAUUUUCAGAAUAAGGAACUGUUGUAAAAAAAAGAGAAACGCCUUCAUUUUUUAAAAUUUGGGAAUAUUAAUUGCCGUCGACUGUUCAGUAAACAUCCACAUAACCUUUUUGAAAAAAAAUUUCUAAUUUUGUGAUUCAUGUAUUGAUGCCAAGUUUAUUUAAGUUGCGUUGUGUUUUUAUCUUCUUUAGGCAAGGUAUCCAUUAUUAUAUUAACUCCAUUCUUAAACACAUCAAUUUUGACUUGAGUUUUGACUUGAAACUUACCAUUGUGUGAUCUCGGUUUAACUUUAGUUCACUUUUUACUCAUAGUCAGCACAGUACUGUUUAUCCGCAAGUAGACUUAGGAAACUGCCGGAAAAAAAAUGGGAAAAAAAACCAGAAAAAAAACAUGCCUUUCCAUCUGUCGUAGGAAAUAGCUGUAGACAUUGGGAUCAGGAUGUGUUCUAUUACACAUUGAGUUCUUGGAUUGCCUUGCCUUACAAAUUCACUAUCAAUGCAAUUAGACGUUUUUUUGAACUAGAAGAGGAAAUUAUCGGAGAACUAAUCAAAGACAAGUUUAAAUAAAUUUGUUGCAAGCAUUAAUUGGA